Messenger RNA from Anguilla anguilla (European eel), 3478 nucleotides. Its product is annotated as nucleus accumbens-associated protein 1-like. Gene Ontology annotation, molecular function: DNA-binding transcription factor activity, RNA polymerase II-specific; protein binding; RNA polymerase II cis-regulatory region sequence-specific DNA binding. The record is from RefSeq and is a predicted model, not a curated record. The transcript is spliced from 6 exons. The coding region runs from base 539 to 2188 and encodes 549 amino acids. NCBI's taxonomy places the organism in Eukaryota, Metazoa, Chordata, Actinopteri, Anguilliformes, Anguillidae. Gene Ontology annotation, biological process: regulation of transcription by RNA polymerase II.
GUCCGUAGGAACGGCACCAACAAAACUUUAACCACUUCAAUGGCUUCCUAGCCACUGCUGAGAGCUGGCUGCACCUCCAGCACCAUCGUCAAUUUAAUAACUUUUUUAUUUUCAGUGCUUGAAACCGAUGUUAUAGGCGCGCGGAUUAUAUCUACUUCUUGCUAAUUGUGGAUUUGCACAAAUAUAAUUUAAGAUCCGACUGGUAUGCAGCACGUUUUGGCGAGAAGUGGUUAAAUUAGUGUCUUGUCUAGCGACUUGUAACCCCCCUCUUCUCUCUCGGCGCUGGUUUCGUCUGGCUCGCCCCCAGUUGCUGCAUUUGUCCCGGGAUGACCUGUUGAUGUCUGUAACGUUAAAGAUGGAGUAUGAAGGGGGAGCGACACCCCCGCCCCCAUCCCAAAAUAUUUAAAUAAAAAAUAUUUAUACGGAUAUAUAGCUAUCCGAUGCACGACCAGAUUUGAGAUUUAUAUGUACUGAAUACGUUUAAAACAUCUGUAAUAAUCGACAGCUUGCUAGAUAGAGAGGUGCCGGGCGUAGCGCCAUGGCUCAGACGCUGCAGAUGGCCAUCCCCAACUUCGGCAACAGCGUGCUGGAGUGUCUGAACGAGCAGCGGCUGCAGGGCCUGUACUGCGACGUGUCGGUGGUGGUCAAGGGCCACGCCUUCAAGGCCCACCGCGCCGUGCUGGCGGCCAGCAGCUCCUACUUCCGGGACCUCUUCAACUCGGGGAGCAAGAGCGCGGUGGUGGAGCUGCCCCCGGCCGUGCAGCCGCAGAGCUUCCAGCAGAUCCUGUCCUUCUGCUACACGGGCCGGCUCAGCAUGAACGUGGGCGACCAGUUCCUGCUCAUGUACACGGCCGGCUUCCUGCAGAUCCAGCAGAUCAUGGAGAAGGGCACCGAGUUCUUCCUCAAGGUCAGCUCCCCCAGCUGCGACUCGCAGGGGCUGCACGCCGAGGAGACCCCGCCCUCCGAGCCCCAGAGCCCCGUCACGCAGACCUCCGGGGGCGGGGCUGGGGGCGCGGGGGCGGCGGGAGGGGCCGCCACGGGGGCCGGCCGCCCCGCCUCCUGCCUGACCCCGCUCCCCCUGGUGUCCCGCGUCAAGAUGGAGCAGCAGGAGGGCUCUUCUUACUCGGUGGUCUGCACCCCCGUGGCCAAGAGACUGUGGGAGGGGGGCAGCCGGGAGGGGGGCGGAGGCUCGGGCGGGGGAGGGGGCGGGGGCAUGCGCAAGGCCGCCCGCUUCUCGCAGGAGUCGGCCAGGGGCAGCGCCAUUCAGCCGCAGGGCGGGGCAGGGGGCGCCCACGGAGGCGGGGGCACCAACGGGAACAGCAACAACGCCACCUCUGAGAGCACCAGCCCCGGCAACCUGAGCGCCUACACCAGCGACUCCCCCACCUCCUUCCACGACGACGAGGAGGAGGAGGAGGUCCCCGACGACGGCACAGAGGAGCAGUACCGGCAGAUCUGCAACAUGUACACCAUGUACAGCAUGCUCAACGUGGGGGCGGCAGCGGCCGGCGAGCGCGUGGACGCCCUGCCUGAUCACAUGACCUCGGACACCCGGGGGAGGAUGCGCGUGCGGCAGGAACUGGCCUCGCUGCCCGCCGAGCUCAUCACCCAGAUCGGCAACCGCUGCCACCCUAAACUGUACGAGGAGGGAGACCCCGCGGAGAAGCUGGAGCUAGUCUCAGGCACCAGCGUCUUCAUCACUCGAGCCCAGCUGAUGAACUGUCACGUGAGCGCAGGGACUCGACACAAAGUACUACUGAGGAGAUUGUUGGCGUCUUUCUUCGACAGGAACACGCUGGCUAACAGCUGCGGCACAGGGAUCCGCUCCUCCACCAACGACCCGAGCCGCAAGCCGCUGGACAGCAGAGUGCUGCACGCAGUCAAGUUCUACUGUCAGAACUUCGCCACGAGCUUCAAGGAGAGCGAGAUGAACGCCAUCGCGGCGGACAUGUGCACCAACGCGCGGCGCGUGGUGCGGAAGAGCUGGAUCCCCAAGCUGAAGCUGCUGAUGGCGGAGGGCGACGCCUACUCCAGCUUCCUGCCCGACACGGUCAAGAUGGAGGCGGACGGGAUGGGCGGGGAGCAUGGGUUCGAGGCGGGGGGCUUGGAGGCGGCGGCUUCUGCGGAGGCGGGGGCCUCCAACGAGUCUCUGCAGGGAGUGGGUGGAGACGGCAGCACUUUGUUUUAGUAAGUGACCCUCCCCCCCCUCCCCCUCCCCCUCCCACUUUCCUGUGUACACACCCCAUCUCCCAUAGCACCCCAUCCCUACCCCCACCCAAAGCCAAUCAUGUGACCCGGAGUUGAGAUGUCCCUGCUUGGGGGGGAGGGGAGUGGGUGGGAUGAUGGGUGAUGAUGUUUAUUUUAAAACAGAGGUAGAGAUUAACCCACCCCUUGAGCAGAGUCUGCGGCCCCCCCCCCCCCGCCCCCCUCCAGGCCGGCUUAUAAAGCGGGUCCAUUCUGCGCAGUGCUUGGGGGGGUCGGUUAGCCCCCUCAGAGGUGCUUGUCGGCCCUUCCCCUCUCCAAAUCGACAGAACACAUUCCCUUACGAGAGGGUGGGGCCCGACGGGUGGGCGGGAGGGGCCAUGGGAGGGGCCAGCGGGGGGAAGGGGGCGGGGCCAGCAUGUAUGAUAAACACUGUCCUGAUUUUGAAUGUAUCGGCGUACGGCUGCGAUGUGGGAUUGUAUUCUGCCCUCUGCUGAGCAACACUAGAGAGGCCAGGGGCUCCAGGAGCCCCGCUGGCCGUAUGCCCUACAGAGCUGGGUGGAUCCAUCUGUCAGUCUGUCUGUCAGUCACUCUCUCUGUCUGUCAGAAAGAAUUCCCAAACCCCCCUGACCUCUCCCUCCCCACCACCCAAGUUCACGUAUCGACCACAAAAUUGACCAUUUUUUCUUAAGUUUGAUUAUAAUUUUUUUUUUUUGGUUUUUGUUUAAUUUUCUUUCUUUUUUUUCCUUUAAAAAUUUUUUAAAAAACAUUUGUGCUUAUUUCUUUGUAUGUAACAUUGCCAUGGAUUCCAGGAGAGAGUAGAGGUUACUGAAGACUGUAAAGAAACGGGACGGAAAAAGACUGACAUAUUUUUAAAAUAUAUUUAACUAUAUACAUAUAUAUUUUAUGUGUAUAGAGGGGUAAAAAAUAGAGGGAUUGUUUUAAAAUCUCGUUUUCGGACUGAAAUGUUUUGUGAAGUUUUAUUCCCACUAAAGAAUUUAAGUGAGUGACAAAAGGCAAAUAUUUUUGCAUUAGCAAAACAUAUCCAAAUAUUUUUGUUUUGAUCUUUUUUUUUUUUGUUGUUGGAUGCAUGCGUGUGUUUCAGAGAGGGAAAGGGAAAGUGUGUGCGUGCGUGAGAGAGAGAGAGAGUAGGCAGAUGUUUGAAGACAUGCCUCAUUUCACUGUGCGAUUCCAUUUUGGGUGGGCUCAGGGGUGUCCCCAGAACGCUGUCCCAGGGGUUACCAAGAGACCCGGGACACAGACGAACCCGGGGGGG